AUGGCUCUCCAGGAUAUUUGCAAACAUGACGACAAAGUACAGGGACAAACCAAAACGGGAUAUCUGUCCCUGUCUGGGAACAGCAGUGGAACUGGACUCAAUAUUAACUUCCCUCUCGGACAAUUCAAGUUUUCUAUCCCAGUGACAGACUACUUAGAAGAGAGUCCACUUCAGUUUGGACAAAUCCCUCAAACUCCCGCCUCUGACCUUUUCUCAACACAACCCAGCCACGUUUCUCUUCCCUCCUUGUCUUCCCACGUCACUCCUCUACCGUUCCCUUUGUCCCACGGAACGACCACUCUGGCGUUCAUCUUCCAGGGAGGUGUCCUGGUGGCGGCGGACACUCGCUCCAGCUGCUCCGGUCAGGUAGCCUGUCCCGCUGCCCAAAAGAUCCUUCCCAUCCACAGCCACCUGGUUGGAACCACCUCUGGAACCUCAGCCGACUGCGCCCUGUGGAAGCGGAUUCUGUCCCGCGAGCUGAGGCUGUACCAGCUAAGGUUUGGACGCCGUUUAUCCACCAGGGGAGCUGCCAAACUACUUUCCCACUUGCUGCACCCAUUCAAAGGGACUGAGGUUUGUGUGGCGGCUACUCUCUGCGGCUGGGAUGGGGGUGAGGUCUCUGGAAGAAGUCCUGGAGGAGUUCUGGAUGCAGCAGAGCAGAAAGCAGAGAGCCAGUGCCCUCCUUCCACAUUGUCUCGCUCUGGGCCCAGUUUGUUCUAUGUGUGCAGUGACGGGACGCGCCUGCAGGGGACGCUCUUCUCGGUGGGGUCGGGGUCUCCGUAUGCGUACUCGGUGUUGGACCAGGGCGUGGAGUGGGGUAUGACGCUGACGGAGGCCGUGGCGUUGGGGAGAGAAGCUGUGUACAGAGCCACACACAGAGACGCCUACUCUGGGAACUGUGUGGACGUCUAUCUGAUAAUUGCAGAGUUUAUUCCAGAGUGUGGGGACGACAGCAGAGGGAGACUGGUCUGA
Knipowitschia caucasica is the source of this 972-nucleotide messenger RNA. NCBI's taxonomy places the organism in Eukaryota, Metazoa, Chordata, Actinopteri, Gobiiformes, Gobiidae. The record is from the annotation of a GenBank genome assembly.